AUGGAAAAAAUAACAGUUCCUACUACUUCUCUAUUUGUUUGUUCUUCUAGAUUAUUUGUUACUAACGAAUAUGUCGGAAAAGUAUUAAAUAAUCCAAACAGUACUGAUGAUGAAAUGAAAUCUAUCCAAGAAUUUCGAAGGAGAUAUAAUUCAUCUUUACCAAACCUAUUAGAUCAUUAUUCUAAAAUUUUAGUAUAUGAUCCAUAUUCAUAUUAUUUUUGUAAUACAGAUGAAUCUACGUUAAUUGUAUCAAAUGUUAUGGACAAAUUUCAUUCUAUGUACCCUUGUUUCUUUGAGACGGAGCUAUUCAAGAAAGAGGUAUUGGAGGUGAUCAAAUUUCCUACUGAUUUGGCAUACAAAGAGCUAAAGAACUAUGUGCUAAACUCACCAUCACCAAUGAUGUCAUGGACCAUGCUCAACAGCCAAGGUUUAUUAAUACACAUGCUACUGAGAACCAAGUAUAUCGAUGAUUUCGUUCAAGAGAAAAUCAAUGAAGGUUUCGAGCAAUUCGUCAUACUUGGUGCCGGUCUAGAUUCAAGAGGAUAUCGCUUGCCAUUCAAAUCUGGAACAACCGUUUGGGAAGUUGAUUUCCCAGAGGUAUUGAACUACAAACAAUUCGUGAUUGGCAACGCAGAGAUUCCUAAGGUAUCGCAAGCCAACAACGUUUUUAUUACCAGUGAUCUACUGCAAUCCAAAGAAUGGACAUCGCGAAUGGACUCAACUGGAUUCAACCGUGCCAAGAAAACCAUUUGGAUAUUAGAGGGUCUGGUCUUUUACAUCGACAGAGAAGGUACUUCGCUAAUACUGAAAACUGUCAAUUCGAUGUCUGCAUCGGGAUCCGGUAUUCUCUAUGAAACCAUAUCCAAACGUUAUUCAUAUCAUGAGAAGCUCAAUCCGAUGAUAACACUCUUCAGAGUUGAUAUGAUCACUACAACCGAGACACCAACAGACCUACUGGAAGAUCUUUGCUUUACCAAAGAUGUCAAAUCACUCUCUGAAAUCGAUACACAAAUACUCUACAAUGUAAAGAAAGAGGAUGAUAAUGAACCACACGUACCCACUAGUUUCACAAUUGCAUACAAACAAUAA
This is a messenger RNA of Heterostelium album PN500, 1089 nucleotides long. Its product is annotated as class I SAM-dependent methyltransferase. NCBI's taxonomy places the organism in Eukaryota, Evosea, Eumycetozoa, Acytosteliales, Acytosteliaceae. The transcript has 2 exons. The record is from RefSeq and is a predicted model, not a curated record. Gene Ontology annotation, biological process: methylation. Gene Ontology annotation, molecular function: methyltransferase activity. Bases 1 to 1089 code for a protein of 362 amino acids.